ACAGCUACAACUUCUUUUUUUAAACAGUCCUCAACAUGGACGGCGCACGUGUAUCUGCUUUAGCUAUCUACCGCUUGCAGGAGCGCGCCGGCAUCACCCAGAAAGAGAAACCCGGGCGACUGCAGAAGCCGAGAAAAGUACACCUUUCUCCGUCCAAAGACGACAAGAAGAAGCAGCAAAAGCAGAAGGGGAACAAAAAGGUGAGCCCGACUAAGGGAUGCUCCCAGGUAGGGCUAGAGGUGCCCGAGCCGCUGUCAAAAAAAGAAAAUGGCUUGAAACUGGAAGGGGAGCCCGAGGCGGCAGCUUCGCUGUCCAGCCCGCUGGCACCCGACAUAGAGAAAUGGAGCGGGAGCCCCAAGAAGCAGAAAACCCAGAAUGAGACCGCGGAGCCCGAAAGGGUUCUGCUUCCGACGGCUCGGGCGGGAGAGGAGAGGGAAGUACUGCCUCCUGCAUCAGCGGCAGUAGAGAAACGGAGCGGGGUCUCAAGGAAUCAGAAAACCAAGAGGCAGACUGCAGAGCCCGAAAGGGCCCUUCCUCGGACCCCGAUGGUGGCGAUGGGAGAGGAGAGAGAGACGGGGCUGUCUCCUUCAGUGAUAGAGAAACUGAGCGGGGUCCCCAACAAUCAGAAAGCCAGGAAAAAAAGGGCUUUGCUCUCGACGGCUCGGGGAGGAGAGGAGAGCAAGGUGGAACAGUCUCCUGGGGCAAUAGGGAAACCGAGCGAGGGGCCAAGGAGGAAGAAAGCCAAGAGACAGGAGGCAGAGCCCGAAAGGGUCCUACCUCCGACGGCUCGGGGAGGAGAAGAGAGGGUGGUCGAACAGUCUCUUGGGACAACAGAAAAGCCGAGCGAGGGCCAAAGGAAGAAGAAAGCCAAGAGACAGGCGGCAGAGCCCGAAAGGGUCCUACCCCCGACGGCUCGGGGAGGGGAAGAGAGGGUGGUGGAACAAUCUCCUGAGGUAAUAGAAAAGCCGAGCGAGGGCCCAAGGAAGAAGAAAGCCAAGAGACAGGCGGCAGAGCUCGAAUGUGUCUUACCCCCGACGGCAGAGGAGGACAGGGAAGUGGGACCGUUUCCUGGGGCAGCAAAGAAGCAGAAAAGUGAAAGACAGGCUGCGGGACCUGGAAGGGCCCCAACUCCCAUCCCUACUGUUGCAGUCGAAAAACCGAGCCGGAGCCAAAAGUGUAAGAAAGUCCCGGGAGACAAGGCGGAUAAGGUGGGAGAGAAGAGGAAGGUGGCCGAAGGGGGGGUAAAAGGAGAGCUUGUGGAGGGGCAAAACAGCUGCGGAGCGGGGUCCGGGGCGCCCUCCCUACAGCAGGUUCUCCAGGAGCUGGGCCAGAUUCCGCACAGCAAACGUCGGGCCGCCCGUCUCUUCGAGUGGUUGAUCGCGCCUUUGCCAGUCGACCAUUUCUUCAGCUGGAUGUGGGAGAAGGACGCGGUGCUGGUGCGGCGGGGCAACCCGGAUUACUACCGGGGCCUGUUCUCCACGGCAGAACUGGACGCGGUGCUGCGUGGGGAGGACGUGCAGUUUGGGCUGCAUCUGGACGCCGCUCGCUACCGGAACGGCCAGCGCGAGACCCUGAACCCGCCGGGGCGGGCGCUCCCGGCCACCGCGUGGGCCCUGUACCGGGACGGCUGCUCCCUUCGUCUCUUGUGCCCGCAGGCCUUCUCUGCCGUAGUGUGGCAGGUGCUGUCGGUGCUCCAGGAGCAUUUCGGCAGCAUGGUGGGUGCCAACGCCUACCUCACUCCACCCGGCUCCCAGGGCUUCGCCCCUCACUACGAUGACAUCGAAGCCUUCGUCCUGCAGCUGGAGGGCAGGAAACUCUGGCGCGUCUACAAGCCCAGGGAGCAGACGGAAGAACUACCCCAGUUCUCCAGCCCUAACUUUGGACCCCAGGGCUUGGGAAAGCCUGUGUUGCAGGAAGUGCUGGAGCCUGGGGAUCUGCUUUAUUUCCCUCGGGGCUUUAUCCACCAGGCCGAGUGUGAGCCUGGGGUGCACUCCCUGCACCUCACUGUAUCUACCUUCCAGCGCAAUUCUUGGGGGGACCUGCUGGAGCCCCUGCUCCCUGCAGCUUUGCAAGCUGCCAUGGAGGAGGAUGUGGAAUUCCGCAGGGGUCUGCCUAGGGACUACCUAGAUUACAUGGGGGUUCAGCAUUCAGAAUCUGGGGACCCUCGGCGAGGUCCCUUCCUGGAGAAGGUGCAGAGAUUGCUUGCCCGCCUGGCACAGUAUGCCCCCGUGGAUGCUGUGGCGGACCAGAGGGCCAAGGGCUUCCUCCACGACUGUCUGCCUCCAGUGCUGUCAGAGAAGGAGCGGGCACUGAGUGUGCAUGGGCUGCCUGCCCGGUGGGAGGCUGGGGAGGCUUGGGAUGUGGGGGCAAAAAUUACCACCGAGACCCAGGUCCGCCUGCUUAGGCAUGGUUUGACUCGCUUAGUGAGUGAGGAUGACAGUGUCCUAUUGUACUACACGGUGGAAAAUUCCCGAGUCUAUCAUCAGGGGGAGCCCAAAUACCUGGAGAUUGACUCCCAGUACACUGAUGGCAUGGAGUACUUGUUCAGUUCUUACCCAGGCUUUGUGCAAGUGGGAGACCUGCCUUGCGAUAGUAGGAAGGACCAGAUUUCCUUGGUGACCAUGUUAUUUGAAAAGGGACUGCUGAUCACCAAGAAACCUCUGACCCCAUAGGAACUUCUUGUUGAGGAGAAGGGAAUAUAGUGUGUUUUUGUCUUUACCCCCCUUAUUGGGAUAUCUUAUUACCUCGUUAAUCCUCUUUGACUAUGCUCAUACAUACCUCUAAUGCUUUUUCCAAGUCACAGGUAUCAGAUGGUGACAGAGCAAGAGGGACAUCAGGAUCUAGGUAUAUAAAAGAAAAAAAUCCCAUUUGUAGAAGCAAGCCUUGCUCAUUUUUACGAAUUUGAUACACCUGCUAUUUAGUGCAAUUUUGCUGGAUUCAGCAGGGUCUUUCUGAUCUAGAAUUUGAAUAAACUUAAUUUUCAUUCAAUAACUAUCAAGUAACACUCUUAUGAAGAACUCUGCUUGGGGGUGGGGGUGGGGGUCUGCAAUUCAAAGUUUGAAUAAGACUUUGUCCCUGCCUUCCUAGAGUUUAUUUAGGUUCCAUUUGAGAAAGUUAGGAGUAGGAUUCUGUUUGAGGGUGAGGAUUAUGUAUGAAAGAUUCAGAAUUCAUUAAAAUGCCAAUACAUUUUUCCAAUUAGGUUAUAUUGAAUGGGGGUGAAACUAGGGAAGUAUCUGUGGGAUAGGGACUGGCUGGAUGCCUCUUAUUUGAACUAGAAGAGUAUUGGGGGGGUGCAGUUACCCAUUUCUUUUACAGAUGAUUGGUAACCUGAACUUUCAUUCAUUAACAACUAAUUCUCCAUUCUUGAGGGCACUUUGCUCUCCUGGCAGCACUAUUGUCUUUGUAGUGUGUCCACCAGUCUGCUCUUUUUGUUAAUAUUUUUAAAAAAUGAUUUUCAGUUCCAAAUAAUCUACCUCCCUUUAAAAAAUUUUAUUUUCAAUUUCAAAUUCUUAACAUAACUUUACCCUCUCCCUCGCUGAGUGUAAGAAAUAAAAUACCCACUAAAGUUUUAUAGAGUUUUUCUCCCCUAGACCUGUGCCUUGCUCUAGCUGGGACUGAGAUUAAAGAAAUAGAACAGUGGCUUCUACUAUCACUACCCUAGGCCAGUCCACUUGUAGGUGGAUCAAAACCGUAUUAUGAUUAAGAUGAGGGGAGGUUAACAACCUACUUACUUCAUCAACUUUUACUGGCAUUUAGGAAAAAUAAGUGCCCAGACUUAUCAGGUUGUAUAACUUUCCCUUAGUUAGGAUGUUAGGUUGGAUAUUGGAGCUUGUUUUCUCAUUUUCCUUUCAACUUUAUGAAUAUUGUGACAUUCUUGUACUCUGCACUGAGUACAAGAUAGAUGAUUAUACUAUAAAUAUUUUGUUUGGAACUUAAGCCAUAAAGGAUGUCCCAGCUUCAUCAACCUCAGGUCUUCUAUAUGGCAAAUGCAUUUUUUUUAAAUUAAAAACUCAUGUUCUUUAUUUAGACCACCAUGUAAUACACCAUUUUUAGAAUUUUAAAAUUAGAUAAAAGAGCAUAUUAAAUGGCAAGUGUAUGAAGUUUCUCUUCAUAAACAAUGUCAGAAAAAAGGCUUGAAUUACAAAAUGUUAAAAAAUACGUAGGUACAGUUGAACUUAACAUUUCAGUAAAGCAUGAAGUUACAGAUACAAUAUCUGUAAAGAAAAAUAAUUGUGCCACUCACCUAUGUUUGCUGUUUCUAUGAAUGUUUUUUUCUGUACAUAGGACAUUUUGUACAAAAUAUGAAGUCUACAUUUUUAUUCCUUAUUACCAUAAAGUCCAAUGUAUGUACAGUAUUAAAAUGAAGUCAUAUUAAAGCCACACGAAAAAGACACUCGUAAUAUUGUUGACAUUCCUGAUACACAACUAUGUUUUGGAAAAUGUAAAGAUGUUAAACAUAGAAGUUCAUGAAGAAAACAGUCACCAAAAUUCUAGUGUACUUUUGAUGGAAUCGUUUUUAA
Dromiciops gliroides (monito del monte) is the source of this 4520-nucleotide messenger RNA. It is a transcript of the gene RIOX1, whose product is annotated as ribosomal oxygenase 1. Gene Ontology annotation, molecular function: histone H3K36 demethylase activity; histone H3K4 demethylase activity. NCBI's taxonomy places the organism in Eukaryota, Metazoa, Chordata, Mammalia, Microbiotheria, Microbiotheriidae. Bases 36 to 2672 code for a protein of 878 amino acids. Gene Ontology annotation, cellular component: nucleolus. The transcript has a single exon. The record is from RefSeq and is a predicted model, not a curated record.